Messenger RNA from Diplodia corticola, 1173 nucleotides. Its product is annotated as apoptosis-inducing factor 1. The record is from RefSeq and is a predicted model, not a curated record. NCBI's taxonomy places the organism in Eukaryota, Fungi, Ascomycota, Dothideomycetes, Botryosphaeriales, Botryosphaeriaceae. The transcript has a single exon. Bases 1 to 1173 code for a protein of 390 amino acids. Gene Ontology annotation, molecular function: flavin adenine dinucleotide binding; electron-transferring-flavoprotein dehydrogenase activity. Gene Ontology annotation, cellular component: cytoplasm.
AUGCCGACCCACAACAUCGUCGUCCUCGGCGGCUCUUUCGCAGGCCUCGGCGUCGCCCACAACCUCCUCCGCCAUGUCAUCCCCCACCUGCCAAACUCCGACGACUACAAGCUCAUCCUCGUCAACCCCUCGGACCACUUCUACUUCAAGCCUGCUUCUCCCCGCAUGACUUCGCGCGAGGAUCUCAUCUCGUUCGACACCCUCAUGAUCCCCAUCAGCCGGGGCUUCUCCGACUACCACCAGUUCGAGCUUGUCCAGGCCUACGCACGUCAGAUCAACCCCGAAACCCGUGACAUCACCCUUGAACUUGCCAAUGCCGACAAGACCUCCUCCACUAUUCACUACGAUACCCUGGUCAUUGCCACCGGUGCCUCGUCCACUUCUGCGCUGUGGAGCCCCGCUACACCCAAGGAGGCGACCGAGGCCGCCCUCACCGAGUUCCGCGAAAAGCUCAAGACCGCCCAGAGAGUCAUCAUUGCCGGCGGUGGCGCCGUUGGUGUCGAAACCGCUGGCGAGCUCGGUUUCGACCAUGGCAAGCAGAAGGACAUCGUCCUCUACUCCGGCACAACCCGCCUUCUCUCCCGCCUGAGGGCCGAUGUUGGCAAGCGCGCUGAGGAGUACCUGAACGAAACGGACGUCACCGUCGUCCACAACACCAAGAUCCUCUCCAAUGGCCCCGGUGCGGACGGCAACGAAGUUCUGCAUUUGAGCGACGGCUCCAAGAUCACCGCGGACCUCUUCAUCGACGCCCGCGGCACCAAGCUCAACAACAGCUACUUGCCCCCUUCUUGGCUAAAUGAGCGCGGCGCCGUCGCCGUCGAUGACACCCAGAGAGUCAAGGCUGCCGGCUCGGGUGCACGUAUCUACGCUGUUGGUGAUAUCGCUUCGUAUUCUUCCGGCGGCAUCAUGGACAUUCAGUCCGCCAUUCAACCGCUCGCCGCCGUCAUUGAGCACGACCUGACCGGCGGAGAGUCCAAGGCACAACCUACAUACACCGGCCAGAAGUCGCAGAGUAUGCUGGUGCCUGUUGGCAGGAAGAGAGCGGUUGGUGUCAUUUUCGAUUACUGGCUGCCAAGCUACAUCGGCCACAUGAUAAAGGGCAAGACCUUUUUUGCCGACCAGGGCGUCGCCACCGUCAUGGGUGACAAGUGGACGAAGAAGAAGAUUUAUUAG